CUGAAGGGGGGAAAAAAACGAGCCAGUUACAAGGACUGCUAUUGAUGUGGAAUAAGGGAGUUGCUCUUUUCAUGCAGCAGCACUUGAUAAGACUGAAAAUACUGCUAUCACCAAACCUCAUUGAGACUCAUCUUAAAAGCCUUUGCCUGGGGCUAGAUACUUGGACUGCUCAGCUUUAUUGGGGGUGUCAGUUUUUACUUCCAGUCGACAUCUGUACAAAAUGGAACCCAACAGUCCUAAAAAGAUACAGUUUGCUGUGCCAUUAUUUCAGAGUCCGUUGGAUCCAGAAGCCUCAGAACAGAUCAGAAAGAGACGUCCGACACCAGCGUCCCUGGUCAUCUCAAAUGAGCCGUCACCGCCAGAAAUCAAUGACAACAGGACGACCGGUACACACGAAGAGAAUGUUUCCCCCAAACAGAGGAAGCAAAGUGUCUACUCGGCCCCUGCCAUGAAAGGCAUGAAUGAGCAGACUAAAUCUUUAAUUUAUACUGAUGACAAACAGCAAACUAUAACAGAGAGAACUGAACUUCUUAAGAAACCAAGACGAAAAGAUACUCCAUACCAUCUUGACUUGCCAUUAUUUCCAGGGGUUACACAGAUGAAAAAACAGGAAGAGUUUUCUUUUCUCGAGGAAGAAGAACAGAAUGCUGAAGAUGAAGAAUGUGACCACUGAAUACAUAUGCCUCCAUUUUUUAUUACUCAUAAGAACUAUAAUUGCAGACUAUUUUGUCAUCCUCUGAUAACAUAUUGGGAAGUAUUUGUUUCUCAGCAUUGUAUCAGGUGGUUUUUAUAAGAGGGAUUUCUUCCAUGAACUGUAGAACAUCAGUACAUGACUUCUUCAUAAUCAGAUACAGAGUGAAAGCAGAUACAUGAUGCCACAUCCUCCAGAUUUGCUGUAGUACUGGAUUAACUUUAUUAUUCCUACUAACCGGCUAACAAAUGCUUGCAGUGAGAAGACAAUCAUCUGUAAAUAGUA
Bufo gargarizans (Asiatic toad) is the source of this 976-nucleotide messenger RNA. RefSeq names its product protein phosphatase 1 regulatory inhibitor subunit 1C (gene PPP1R1C). The record is from RefSeq and is a predicted model, not a curated record. Gene Ontology annotation, cellular component: cytoplasm. Gene Ontology annotation, biological process: intracellular signal transduction. The transcript has 6 exons. The coding region runs from base 221 to 673 and encodes 150 amino acids. NCBI's taxonomy places the organism in Eukaryota, Metazoa, Chordata, Amphibia, Anura, Bufonidae. Gene Ontology annotation, molecular function: protein phosphatase inhibitor activity.